Fasciola hepatica (liver fluke) is the source of this 312-nucleotide messenger RNA. NCBI's taxonomy places the organism in Eukaryota, Metazoa, Platyhelminthes, Trematoda, Plagiorchiida, Fasciolidae. The record is from the annotation of a GenBank genome assembly.
AUGGUGAAAAACGUGUUGGCCACCCGACUGAGUGGUUUGGCUCCACGAGAUGAUGGUGAUGUUGGUGAUAUUGAUGGUUAUAAUGACGUCGGUUAUGGCGAUGGUGAUUCGCAGGAUGGUGAUGCUGAUUCGGAUAAUGAUGAUGGGGAAAAUUGGGAUGAUGAUGAAAAGGUUAUUGAUAAAGAUGACGAUAUUGAUGUUUUUGUUGCUGAUAGCGGUAUUGAUGUUGAUAAAGUUGAUGAUGAAGGCAAGUGGUCGGCUGAUGACGAUUUUGAAGAAUUUGUUGUGGAUGUUGAUGACGUUAAUGAAUAG